Staurois parvus is the source of this 741-nucleotide messenger RNA. NCBI's taxonomy places the organism in Eukaryota, Metazoa, Chordata, Amphibia, Anura, Ranidae. The record is from the annotation of a GenBank genome assembly.
AUGAAACUCUUUCUGAUCUGUGUGCUCCUCGGAGCAGCUGGUGGGUACUCUAUACCUGAUGAUGACAAGAUCGUUGGAGGUUACACCUGUACCAAGAACUCCGUCAAGUACCAGGUAUCUCUGAAUGCUGGAUAUCACUUCUGUGGUGGAUCCCUCCUCAACUCCUUGUGGGUGCUCUCCGCUGCUCACUGCUACAUGUCGAGCAUGCAGGUCAGACUGGGAGAGCACAACAUCGCUUCCUCUGAGGGAACCGAGCAGUUCAUCACCGCUUCUAGGAUCAUCAGAAAUGCCGGCUACAACUCCAGAACCCUGGACAACGACAUCAUGUUGGUCAAGCUCGCCACUCCCGCCACCCUCAACGCCUACGUCGGUACCGUGGCUCUGCCCUCUGGCUGCGCUGCCGCCGGUACCAGCUGUCUGAUCUCCGGAUGGGGCAACACUCUGAGCAGCGGAACCAACUACCCUGACCUCCUGCAGUGUCUGAAUGCUCCCGUUCUGACCACUGCCCAGUGUAACAGUGCUUACCCUGGUGAGAUCACUGGCAACAUGAUCUGCGUUGGAUACAUGGCAGGUGGACAGGAUUCUUGCCAGGGUGACUCCGGUGGCCCCGUGGUCUGCAAUGGACAGCUCCAGGGUAUUGUCUCCUGGGGAUACGGCUGUGCCCUGAGGAACUACCCCGGUGUCUACACCAAGGUCUGCAACUACAACAGCUGGAUCGCCAGCACCCAGGCCGCCAACUAG